AUGUCCUCUACCGAUCCAGUGGUCGUCAUCGACGGCAAGGGACACCUCCUUGGUCGCCUGGCCAGCACUGUUGCAAAGCAGCUGCUUAACGGCCAGAAGAUCGUCGUCGUGAGAUGUGAAGCCCUCAACAUCUCUGGCGAGUUCUUCCGUGCGAAGCUCAAGUACCACGCCUACCUCCGCAAGAUCACCCGUUUCAACCCUACUCGUGGUGGUCCCUUCCACUUCCGCGCUCCUUCCCGCAUCCUGUACAAGGCUGUCCGCGGCAUGAUUCCCCACAAGACCGCCCGCGGUACUGCUGCUAUGGAGCGCCUGAAGGUCUUCGAGGGUGUUCCUCCUCCUUACGACAAGAAGAAGCGCGUCGUUGUCCCCCAGGCUCUGCGUGUUCUUCGUCUCCGCCCCGGCCGCAAGUACUGCACCGUCGGCAGACUCAGCCACGAGGUUGGCUGGAAGUACCAGGACGUUGUUGCCAGACUUGAAGAGCGACGGAAGGUUAAGAGCAGUGCAUACUACGAGCGCAAGAAGGCUGCCCGCCGCCAACUUGCCCACGCACAGAAGUCGGCGAGCGUUAGCGAAAACACCAAGAGCCAGCUCGCUGAGUACGGAUUCUAG
This is a messenger RNA of Aspergillus versicolor CBS 583.65, 609 nucleotides long. RefSeq names its product 60S ribosomal protein uL13. Gene Ontology annotation, cellular component: cytosolic large ribosomal subunit; ribosome. The transcript is spliced from 4 exons. Gene Ontology annotation, molecular function: mRNA binding; structural constituent of ribosome. The coding region runs from base 1 to 609 and encodes 202 amino acids. Gene Ontology annotation, biological process: negative regulation of translation; translation. The record is from RefSeq and is a predicted model, not a curated record. NCBI's taxonomy places the organism in Eukaryota, Fungi, Ascomycota, Eurotiomycetes, Eurotiales, Aspergillaceae.